ACCUUUCCCUACGGAGCCAUCUCACCAGCCCCAUAUUUUCUUAAGUGUAUUUUUGGCAUUUUAGGGGACCAUGAACAUUGAAGCAUAUUUUGAAAGGAUUGGUUACCAGAACUCCAAGAACAAACUGGACUUGCAAACAUUAACUGAAAUCCUUCAGCACCAGAUACGAGCUAUUCCCUUUGAGAAUUUGAACAUCCAUUGCGGAGAAUCCAUGGAGCUGAGCUUAGGGGCCAUCUUUGAUCAAAUUGUGAGGAAGAAGAGGGGCGGGUGGUGUCUCCAGGUUAAUCAUCUCCUGUACUGGGCUCUGACCAAAAUGGGCUUUGAAACCACAAUGUUGGGAGGAUAUGUCUUUAACACACCAGCUAAUAAGUAUAGCAGUGGUAUGAUUCACCUCCUAGUACAGGUGACAAUCAAUGACAAAGACUACAUUGUUGAUGCGGGGUUUGGACGUUCCCUCCAGAUGUGGGAGCCUCUGGAAUUAGUAUCAGGAAAGGACCAGCAUCAGGUGCCUGCCAUCUUCCGAUUGACAGAAGAGAACGAAACCUGGUAUUUGGACCAAAUCAGAAGAGAGCAGUAUAUUCCAAACCAAGAAUUUGUUAACUCAGACCUCCUUGAGAAGAACACAUAUAGAAAGAUCUAUUCUUUUACUCUCAAACCCCGCACUAUUGAGGACUUUGAGUCCAUAAAUACCUACCUUCAGACAUCGCCAGCAUCUGUAUUCACAAGCAAGUCAUUUUGUUCCUUGCAGACCCCAGAAGGGGUUCACUGUUAAGUGGGCUGCACCCUCACCUAUAGGAGGUUCAGUUAUAAGGACAAUGUAGAUCUUGUAGAGUUUAGGAGUCUGAAGGAGGAAGAAAUAGAAGGUGUACUGAAAACUAUAUUUGGCAUUUCUUUAGAGAAAAAACUUGUGCCUAAACAUGGUGAUAGAUUUUUUACCAUUUAGAAUAAGCAGUAGUAAAAGUUUUCAGCGUCCCUCCAUGUACCUGGACUUUCUAUGAUUAUUUUUCAAACAUAUGUACAAUAUAUGUAAUCAUGUAAGCCUUUUUGCAUUUGUCCCCAGCUUACCAGUUAUUGAUAACUAAUAUUUUUUGUAUCCUCUCUAGUCAUGUAUUUUCAUUAGCAAUAAUCUCAUAGUGGAUAAACCUCGUUGGCUAUGAUACUGCCUCUGUGAAAAGCUCUACUCCUAUGUUUUAUUGGAAGAAAACCCUAAACAUUUCAUCCAUAAAAUAUCAGCACUGUUGGUUACAUGACUUUUGAAUGAAACAUAGAUACUCAAGGAGUACUAAAGCAAGGACAUGGGCAUAUUGGUGACCCCACCUGACACGUGCUAGGAAAUACCCAACAUUGGCUUACUGCUAAAUUCACAUAGUAUUUUUGCUAAUUGUUAAAUAAAAGAAAUAAUGAGAAAAGCACCAUUAAAUUCAACCAGCAUUUAGUUAGUAUCUAAUUUUUAUGAUAUAUUGGUUACCUGUAUAACUUAGCAUUUGAAUGCAGCAAAGAAGAAUGGGAGGUUGUGUUGGUUUCAAAUUAACUGUGUAGUCUUCAAUGUAUGACUUACACCAACACUUAGGGAUGUGUGAUGAGGACACAAGAGAAGCAGUCACGCAGCUAAUCAUUUCUUUCUGUGUUGUCUUUGUAUCUAAUUCUUUUAUUUUUCUUACUGUGGGAACGAAUACCAAUAUUUAUAAAUUUGAUCUUCUACAUUUUAAAAAUGUAUGCCUGAAAUAAUAUACACAAUGAAAUAUGUCUCCAAAACAUUUUCAAAGAGUAAUGUAGUAUGAAUGAGAGAGUUUGACUGGAGGAGUUAGGGUAUAAUGGAGGUUGGUGUCUUCUCCAAGGGAAUCUUGUGUUUAUUUUACUCCUCAGUCAUGCUGAUUAAUCUCCACUGCCAAUUUGACUAGAUUUGUAAUCACAUAGAAGAAUUCUGGGCAUUCUGUUAAUAUUUUUAGAGCUGUUUAACUGAAGGGGGAAACCCAUCUGAUGAAGGAAUGUGGGUGACAUCAUGGC
This is a messenger RNA of Phodopus roborovskii (desert hamster), 2007 nucleotides long. RefSeq names its product arylamine N-acetyltransferase 2. The transcript is spliced from 2 exons. Gene Ontology annotation, molecular function: acetyltransferase activity. NCBI's taxonomy places the organism in Eukaryota, Metazoa, Chordata, Mammalia, Rodentia, Cricetidae. The coding region runs from base 71 to 772 and encodes 233 amino acids. The record is from RefSeq and is a predicted model, not a curated record.